UUUUGUCAGUUUAGGGCUUGAUACCAGGGAUUCAGAACUCUGUGACCCACUAGGACACUUUGGUUUCGGUUUGGUUUAUCGCCGUCUUGGGUCUACGAAUCUAUCGCGCUUGGUUACUGCGGGCUGUCGAAGCAACUUGAAAGAGGGACAUAUACCACAGAAAGUACUGAACCACUCCAACGACAACGCACCCCCAUGGCCCAGAGGCAACCCACACGCGCAUCCAUAGAGGAGGACAUCGAAGAGACCCAGCGGCAGAUCCGCGACUCUGCUGAGCUUAUCCAGUCCGCGUUUGACAGCCUCAGCAGCCUGCACGGCCGCGUCACAGAGGUCGUCUCCCAGCGUGCUCAAGGACGAACGCCCACCGCCCCAAUAAGACGCACGCGUAGAUCGGUUGAAGAUACCUCGGGUAGUUCAAGAGGCGGAGAUGGAAGCUCCAUGGACCCCGGUCACGACGCUAUCCUCCUCUCCUCUCCCCCAAACCCGCCUGCAACUACGGCAGAGUCUACAACCCUUGGUUCUUCGCCUCCGGGACGGCCCCGCGCCCCCGACUCCACGCUCUCCAACCUGCGCAGCGAAAUUAUGAUGUCUACCGAGAGCGUGCGUAGUCGCGCAGGUGAGCUGGACGAGCUCCGUCGAACAAUCGUUCUGCACACACAGGACCGACAGCGACAAGAGGCGCUUCAGCGCAUUCUGCUCGAUUCUCCACACAGACUGGCAGGCACCAGCGCGCGAGAGGUGUUCACAGCGGACUCCAGUGCUAAUCGCUCCUCGAUCUCGUCCCUCCCGGCACGUAGCCGGCGACAGCUACUUGAGUCUUCCCUCCGACAGCGUUCUGCGGAUGACUCUGCUACCUCUCUCGGAGCAAUGGUCACUGCGCGGGCGGAGACCCGCAGGAUGUCCCAGCGCAUAUCCGAAGGAGUGUCUCCCGCUCGUGCCAUCUUAGAUACCCCGACGCUCCCGCCCAUCGCGUCGACUUCUGCACCCGCUCAAACCCGCACCCCCGCUUCGCAGAUGCCACCCGGAAUAGCGACGCGUCUGUCGCGUCUCGCGCAGGAGAUCCAGCAGGACAUCUCCCGCAUUGCGCAGCAGAGCGAGUCCUUGAUGUCGUGGAUCAACGAGCACCGUACCCGGCUCGACGCCGGUCUGGCUGCGGCGCGUCCUUCCGCUCCCGAGCGUGACCGUUCGCCCUCGCCCAGCGCCAACCGCACUCCGCGGCCUUCUCAUGCCAGCAUCGCUAUCGCCGCCGCCGCCGCCACUUCCGCCCCGAUACCCGAAACGGGCACCAGCAUAUCACCAAGGGGCAUGACGUUCACCCCUCGUAAUGUAUCCUCCAGCACCGGUCAAGCACGCUCAGAUACCAGGACGAGAGGCGAAGGAGAUGAGAGCAGCACGGCGUUCCCGCGCAUUCCAUCGAGGCGACGGCUGGACGCUACGCAAGCUUACGGGUCGCUACGCGCUCAGACCGGCGAGGCGGUCGAAUGGGCAACCCCUCCUUCCCGCGGUGCAAACCGUGAUGGGCCGCUCGGUCGCAGCUCGCGCAUGGACGGCGGCUCUCCCUCUUCAAGCACCCAAAUACCCGCACUGGGAGCUUCCACACCAGGCUCAAGCAACGUGCUUCAGUCGGACCCUGAGCUCGCGCAGUCCAUGGCCCGUGUCCGCAGCGCAAUUGCCCUCGCCCGCGCCCGCCAGGCGCGGCGGCAUGGCGGGGAAGACGACGACGAGCCGACCGAGACGCGGAAUUACCGCGUCCGACGGCGGCUCAAUGCAGACGGGGACGAGGACCAGCAGCGCGUCCCCAUGCGCGCCAUUCGCAACUUCUCGUGGCGCAGGGGCGAGAACCGCGAUAGCUGGGACUUCGAUGACGACGAUGCGGACGCCAGGCGGGCGUGGGCGGAGGGGUCGACGUCGUAUGACGAUGAUAGGGCCGAGGACGAAAUCGCAUGGUACGGCGCGCUGCAAAGGCUGGAUGCCAUGUCCCGCGACCGGGCGGGCAGCCAGACGGAGCAGCACCAGCGACGGUGGGAAUCGAUGUUCCGAAUGGACGACGAUGGGUCGCCCGUGGACGCUAACGGGGAUGAAACUACGUACCCUGUCAACCUGGGACAGCGGGCGAUUGCCUCGAGCUCGAGCCGGCAAAGUAGUGACACCACUGCAGACCGAGCGAGCGAGUACGAGCGUAACCGGUCAGCGAUGAUUGCUCGCGCACAUGCGUUGACCUCGUCAAUGGCCACCCCGGGUUCGCUCAGCCGCUCCAGCACGACCCUUCCGCCGCCACCUCCUGCACCGCCCGCCGCCCGGCCGUUCUCGCUUGUGUCAACCACGCAGAACACACCCGGCUCGUUGUGGAACGACUCGGGCGUGCGCGUGCGCAUUCGGUCAGCAGUCGCCCGCCUGGACGAAGACAUGCGCGCACUCGACGCGGCCAGGGAUCGGGCCCAGUCUUCCCAGCCGUUGAUGCGCUCAUCUUUCUGGCCGCCGGACUAUGCGGACGGGGACCUGCCCAGCUCGCCUCUGGAUCGCUCGAUGGCCGCCGGGGCAGGCGAUGGGGACCUGGAGCAGCCCGUCUGGGGCUCGCCGACGCCGUUCCACCCGAGCCCGCUGCCGCUGCCGCGGGUGGAGAAUGUGAGUAGUUUGCAGGUGCGGAGUCGUGCGUAUGGAGGCGCGAAGGUUGCGCGUAUGUCGCGCCGCCGUGCUCCCGUGGCUGGUCGAUGAUCUUGCGGCUCGCGUCGAUGCUCUCGACGCGCCGUUACUGUCACGGACAUACAGCUCGAACGGGGCCCAGAGUUUCAAGAAUCUGAAGGAUCUUUCCCCUCUUGGCCACCGCUAGCUUUCUAGCCUUGCACCUGGAUUCUGCCAUGUCCGAACUACUAUCUGCCCAAUAUGAAGAUUCCCAGCUGUUCCGCUUCCACUGGAAUCGGUUAUCAGCUUUGAGUGUACUUCCCCUUCACGUUAUCAAAUCGAGAGGCC
Messenger RNA from Trametes versicolor FP-101664 SS1, 2970 nucleotides. RefSeq lists its product as uncharacterized. NCBI's taxonomy places the organism in Eukaryota, Fungi, Basidiomycota, Agaricomycetes, Polyporales, Polyporaceae. The transcript has 3 exons. Bases 196 to 2715 code for a protein of 839 amino acids. The record is from RefSeq and is a predicted model, not a curated record.